Messenger RNA from Naegleria gruberi, 1191 nucleotides. RefSeq lists its product as uncharacterized. Lineage: Eukaryota; Heterolobosea; Eutetramitea; Acrasida; Naegleriidae. The transcript has a single exon. The coding region runs from base 1 to 1191 and encodes 396 amino acids. The record is from RefSeq and is a predicted model, not a curated record.
AUGGCUAGGCGCAAACAAAACAAGAGGAAAUUAGAAGAAAUAGUUGCGAGUGAUGACGAUUCAUCGGAAGAUGAAGUUGAAAACAUUGAUGAGGAAAAAGAUGAAGAAAUAACAACAGAAACCAACAAUCAAGAUAUAGGCGACAAUGAUAGGAAUAAUGAAGACCAAUCACUGCACAAUUCCAUAUUAUUCGAUUUUAGAAAUUCAAAGAACGUCAUUCAAUGUUCUAAAGAAAUUGAUGCCAUUCGGAAAUUAAAGAAUGAUCAUACAAUUCGCAUGUUGAAGGAAAAAUUAAUUGCAACAAUUUUAAUUCAAGUCAAGGAAUUGAUGAAGGACAAUUUUAAUGAAAAGUUGAUGAAAAAGUUUGAAGGAUAUUUGAAAGAUAAUCUUAAACAUAGAAAAAUUCAUGGAAAUACUCAAUUUUUCAUUCAGAAAGAUUCAUCCAAAGAGAUGAAUUUAUUGUUUUUUGAGAGUUUGGAAGAGAUUGCUCAAGGUUGGAUAAAAACUGGAUUGGAGGGUGUUGUCAAUGAACCAGUGCAAUGUCUAAUGACUGGUAGCAAUGGAAAAACAAUGAAAUUUGAAUCUUCCUUCAUUAUUAUCUAUGCAAAGAAUAGUCUUGGAAAGAAAUUUGCAUUCAAAUACUUGAUUUGUAAAAAUACUGAUUCAAGUGCAUGGAGUUUUGUUGGAGGAAAGAAAUCACGACCUUCCGAGUCGGGUAUGGAAUGCUGUCUAAGAGAAAUGAGAGAAGAAUUGUAUGGAUAUUCAAUCAAUGCAGAGAAAAGUGUAAUGAAUGGACCAUUUACAAAGUUUGAAACAAAUUUCAUAUAUGCACAUGAAGUAGAAUGGGACAGGACAGAUGCUAUUGUAGAGAAUUUAAUGAAAAAUUACAAAAAGUUGAAGGAAAAUAAUGAGCUCAUGACAUUUAAUGCAGUUGAAAUAUCUCGAACAAUUUCACAACAAGAUAAUUUUCUGGAUAGCUUGUUGAAUUUACUGAAAAAGUACGAAUUCACAGAAGAGAUUUGUGAUUACAAAUUCAUUGAUUCAAUAGAUUUGUGUAAGGAGAAGGGAGGAAGAAGUUCCUUUCUGAAAAAGCUCCAUACUAAAUUUGUAACCAAAAUUUCCAAAACUCUCAAACAAAAGAAGACAAAGAAAAAGAAGGUUAAGAAAAAUGUUAAAAAGAAGAAGAAAUAA